Messenger RNA from Nicotiana attenuata, 3168 nucleotides. RefSeq names its product B3 domain-containing transcription factor ABI3-like. The record is from RefSeq and is a predicted model, not a curated record. NCBI's taxonomy places the organism in Eukaryota, Viridiplantae, Streptophyta, Magnoliopsida, Solanales, Solanaceae. The transcript has 6 exons. Bases 792 to 2903 code for a protein of 703 amino acids. Gene Ontology annotation, molecular function: DNA-binding transcription factor activity; DNA binding.
UACAAAAUUAAACCACCCAAAAAAAACAAAAACCAUUUGAACUUAUCUGCAACAAAAGUAGCAAACUCUUAUGAGAACUUCCCAGAACCGUCCACAAGAGUUAGUAGCGAUAAUAAGCCGUGGUGGGUUGUUUUUAUUUGUGAAUUCUGACGAUCUUAGUUUGUUUUUUGGUGAGUGCUUUUCGCACUAAUACAGAUACAAAUGUUUGUCCUGUAGAAAAAAGAAAAAGAAAAAAGGAGUUGUUCUAUGUUCACAAGUUCAUGACUUAUUUGGUUUUGCCGGAAUUCUACUUCCACUCUCCACUUUCCUGUUCGUAUUUAGAGUAGUCUUACCAAUUAAUUGCAUCCUUUUAUAGGUAUUUUAGUACUUAAAUUGUUUUAUACAGUAUUUAAUUAGAGUGUACUGUAUUGAAUAAUCAAGAACCAGGAAGAGUCGCUUUCACUAGACUAGAUUUGUUAUUAGUGAGUAUUUUUAUUUAAGAAAGAUGCCCUAACAGCAGAUGGUUUAUGUUGCAUAUAUUUGAUAUAAGGUGGUGUGGGGGAAAGAGAGAAAGAAAGGGUCCCUUUUGCUUCCUCUAAACCUAGCUUGCUUCCUUAAUCAGUUACAAAAGCUACUCACUUCCUUAUCCGUACGCAGAGUAUCUCUGCCCAUUCUCUCUCUUUCUCUCUCUCUCUAAACUUCUCUUUUUUUCUCAAACCCUCUUCUUCAUUUUCACUUUACUUCGUAUAUAACGAAAGGAGAGGUUUUUCUUGUUAUUGCUACCUUCAAGCUGUAAAAAUCAAGAAACAAAGAUGAAAAGAGGAUUAGAGUAUCAUGGUAAGCAAGAUUUGGAGGAUGGAUUAGAGAAUGUUAUGGUUGCUAUGGAUGAUAUUCAAAGCCACCAGCAGACUACUGAAUUUGUACCUAUGGAGGAAGAACAAGUACUUGGAUCUAUUGUUGGUGACACUGAGAUUUUUCUUGAUGGAGAUGGUAGUCAUUCACAUCAUCAUCAUCUUGAUGUGAAUAAUACUUCCAUUUUUUCCACCGACUUCCUCCCUCUCCCUGAUUUCCCAUGCAUGUCUUCUUCUUCAUCAACUUGUUCAGCCCCUACUGCUCUUUCUAAGCCUUUUCCUACUUCUUCUUCAUCCUCUUCGACUUCUUCUUCUAAUUCUGCUUCAUGGGCAAUUCUUAAAUCUGACGCAGAAGAAGAUGUCCACAAGAAUAUCCAACCACCAGCUUUGUCUUCAACCACUUCAAUGGAAUUAAGUCUCCUUCCGCCAGAAGAUGAUGUCGAUUGCUUAAACGUGAUGGAAGAUCUUGGAUACAUGGAUCUUAUCGACGGAAAUGAAUUUUGGGAUCCUUGUACACUUUUCCAAAGUGAUAAUCAAAAUCCACAAGAUUACAACAUGUCAGAUCAGUCAUUCCAACUCUCACAAGAUCAUCAGCAGAAUCAAGAAAGCAAACCGCAGCAGAUCGAAGAAGAAGGUGACGAUGAUCAAAAUGAUGGGCUGAGUUUUUUCACAGGUAACAGUGAGCUAGCUGUUAUCUUCUUCGAGUGGCUGAAGCAAAACAAAGACUACAUCUCUGCAGAAGAUAUGAGGAGUAUUAAGCUCAAGCGUUCCACUAUAGAAAGUGCUUCGAAACGCUUGGGCGGCACAAAAGAAGGGAAGAAACAGCUCUUGAGACUCAUACUUGAAUGGGUUGAACAAUACCAACUGCAAAAGAAAGCAGCAGCCUCUGAUUCUCCUUGUCAAUAUCAAGAGUCUCAGCUUCAUGAUUCGAACCCUAACCCGAACUCCAGUUUCCAGUAUAAUAACGCUGUUGCAUCUGAUCCGAAUGCUUGCUUCUAUCCUUCGCCAUGGAUGCCAACUCCCUCUCCUUAUAUCCCUGGCCCCGAUCCCUUUUACCCGACUCCUAUGGCGCCGGGGUACACAGGGGAUUCUUACUCUAAUGUACCUUCAUUUACAAAUAUGGAGUAUCAGACCAUGGAAUCUGCUCAAUCGUGGCCUCCAUCGCAAUUCUCCGCGAUGGCAGCUUCUCAAUACAAUCCAUUUCCUGAAAAUGAAAGUAACCUCGCCACUCAGGCUAAUCCUCAGGGUUUGUUCAGUCAAUAUUCUUACCAACUUUACGAUGGGAAUGGCGAGAGAUUGGCGAAGUUGGGCUCAUCUGCUACUAAAGAGGCUAGGAAAAAGAGAAUGGCUCGGCAAAGGCGAUUACCGUCACACCAUUAUCGCCACCACAGCCAUCAAACUCAGCAUCAGAGCCAAAGUAGUGACCAAAGUUUGAGGAUAGUUGGAGAGAAUUGUACAAUGUCUCCAGCUAAUAAUCCUGGGAAUUGGGUAUAUUGGCCUUCUGCUGCUUCGUCACCAAUGAUUAUGGUUCCACCACCUGAGGCACCACAGCCACAUCCUAUGACCGAGAGGCCCGGGAUGCAACCUCAGAACCAUCAAAAGCAUGCUUCUGCAGACAAGCGAUCACAAUCACAGAAUUGGAAAACGGAGAAGAACCUGAAGUUCCUAUUACAAAAAGUGCUGAAGCAGAGCGAUGUUGGCAAUCUUGGAAGAAUUGUGCUACCAAAGAAAGAAGCAGAAUCGCACCUCCCAGAACUUGAAUCAAGAGAUGGAAUUUCAAUUGCUAUGGAAGAUAUUGGAACUUCUCGUGUUUGGAACAUGAAGUAUAGAUUUUGGCCAAAUAACAAAAGCAGGAUGUACCUUCUGGAGAACACAGGAGAUUUUGUUCGAACUAAUGGACUUCAAGAAGGAGAUUUCAUCGUACUAUACGCAGACACCAAGUGUGGCAAAUAUUUGAUACGGGGAGUAAAGGUGAGACAAACUGGACCAAAAGCAGAAGGAAAGAAACCAGCAAAGAAAAACGUUCGUAAUUCAUCUUCUGCAAUCGCACUGAUGAAGCAACUGGUGAAGUAGUAAAAUUUUACACCCCUGUAUGAAGCAAAUGAGCGUAAGGGAGACUACUGCUCUUGUACCCUACAUAUGUUGGUAUAAAUGUGUAAACCCGAAUUUUGUGCAGAUGGUACUCUUACAUGCUAAGGCUUCAAUUUGGUGGACAUGUUUUAGGGGGUGUGUAAUUGUGUAGAGGUAUGUGUAAGUGUUGUAAUCUGCGUGUUUCGCAGUGUUUUUUUUAAGUGUCUCUAAUUACCAUAUUUGUAAUCAUAAACAAUGUUGUAUGUUU